This is a messenger RNA of Fusarium tjaetaba, 1713 nucleotides long. RefSeq names its product phytoene dehydrogenase AL-1 (carotenoid biosynthesis al-1). Gene Ontology annotation, biological process: carotenoid biosynthetic process. The transcript has 4 exons. Gene Ontology annotation, molecular function: oxidoreductase activity. The record is from RefSeq and is a predicted model, not a curated record. Bases 1 to 1713 code for a protein of 570 amino acids. NCBI's taxonomy places the organism in Eukaryota, Fungi, Ascomycota, Sordariomycetes, Hypocreales, Nectriaceae.
AUGAGCGACAUUAAGAAAUCUGUUAUUGUUAUUGGCGCUGGUGUCGGUGGUGUUUCUACUGCUGCGAGACUCGCAAAAGCUGGCUUCAAAGUUACUAUCCUCGAGAAGAAUGACUUUACCGGUGGACGUUGCUCCCUCAUCCACAACGAUGGCCACCGAUUCGACCAAGGUCCAUCUCUUCUUCUCCUCCCUCGCUUCUUCCACGAGAUCUUCCAAGACCUAGGAACAUCUCUAACCGCUGAGGGAGUCGAGCUCUUAAAAUGUGAACCAAACUACAACAUCUGGUUUGGCGACGGUUCAUCCUUUGAGAUGUCCACUGAUCUCACCAAGAUGAAGAAAGCUAUCGAAGCUGUUGAAGGCAUCGAUGGUUUUGAGAGAUAUCUUGGUUUUCUUCAGGAGUCACAUCGACAUUAUGAAGUUAGUGUUGAGUCUGUACUGCGAAGAAAUUUCCCUAGUAUUUUGAGCUUGGCGAGACCUGAAGUGCUGUUCAAUCUGUUCAAUAUUCAUCCUCUCGAGAGUAUUUGGACAAGAGCGAGCAAGUACUUCUGGACUGAGAGAUUGCGAAGGGUUUUCACAUUUGGAAGCAUGUAUAUGGGUAUGAGUCCCUUUGAUGCGCCGGGAACAUAUAGCUUGCUUCAGUAUACUGAGCUUGCUGAGGGUAUCCUAUACCCUCGAGGUGGAUUCCAUAAGGUCGUUGAGGCUUUAGUCAACGUUGGUCAGCGUCUCGGUGUCGAGUACCGUCUUUCCACCGGCGUCAAGUCCAUUUCCAUCAACCAAGCAACCGGCAAGGCAAACGGUGUUGUUCUAAGCGACGGAACACAUCUCCCUUCAGACAUUGUCAUUUCAAACGCUGACCUUGUCUACACCUACAACAACCUCCUCCCCAAGACCAGCUACGCAGACUCACUAUCAAAGCGAGAGACGUCCUGCAGUAGUAUCUCCUUCUACUGGUCCGCUUCAAAGAUUGUACCUGAACUCAAUGCUCACAACAUUUUCCUCGCGGAUGAGUACCAGGAAUCUUUUGACAGCAUCUUUAAGGAGCACCUCAUUCCUUCAGAACCAUCUUUCUACGUCAAUGUCCCUUCGCGCAUUGACCCGUCGGCUGCUCCUGAGGGCAAGGACUCUAUCGUUGUUCUUGUCCCUGUUGGUCAUCUUCUUUCUGAUUCUGAAGGAACACAUCGCGGUCUGUCCAAGUCUGGAAACUCUGGUGGACUCGAAACAACCCAGGAUUGGGAUAAGAUGAUCUCUCUCGCUCGUGACACAGUCAUUGAAACAAUGCGCGCAAGAAUAGGCGUCGAUCUUGCUCCGCUUAUUGAGAACGAGAUCAUCAACACUCCCUUCACAUGGCAAGAGAAGUUCAACCUCGAUAAGGGUGCCAUUCUGGGUCUUAGCCACUCCAUCAUGAACGUUCUCGCCUUCCGACCUGGUACUCAGCACUCGAAGUACAAGAACUUGUACUUCGCUGGUGCCAGCACACAUCCUGGUACUGGUGUUCCUGUCUGUAUUGCUGGUAGUAAGAUUGUUGCAGAGCAGAUUCUCAAGGACUCAGGGUUCAAGAGUCAUCAGAUUCCUUGGGCGCAGGAUACUGCCAAGUCUCCCAAGGGUGGACUGGACAAAAUGAGCGAUUCGUCUUUGACUCUGUUCCAAGGGUUCUUGGGAGCUUUGGUUGCGAUCUUGUUGGCUUAUUACUAUCUUGUCAUUGCUGCGAACUAG